Messenger RNA from Pseudocercospora fijiensis CIRAD86, 1499 nucleotides. RefSeq lists its product as uncharacterized. Bases 68 to 1267 code for a protein of 399 amino acids. The transcript has 2 exons. The record is from RefSeq and is a predicted model, not a curated record. Gene Ontology annotation, molecular function: hydro-lyase activity. Lineage: Eukaryota; Fungi; Ascomycota; Dothideomycetes; Mycosphaerellales; Mycosphaerellaceae.
CUGUAAGCAUCCGCCCUCAUCUCCAGACGUAACCCAAGCAGCUCGCGGCAAUCUGGCCCCUCCCCCCAUGCAUCUCGCACAGCAGCUCAGUGCCUCUCCAAGCGCCAUCCAAUGCAUCGACAUGCACACAACCGGCGAGCCCACCAGAAUAAUAUACCAAGGCUACCCCGACCUGCAAGGAACACUGCUCGAACAGCGCUCCCAGGCAAAGCGCGACCACGACCACAUCCGGCGUCGCCUCAUCCUCGAACCCAGAGGCCAUCGCGACAUGUACGCAGCCGUCCUACGUCCUGAAACCGAACACACAAAAUCCGGCCAAGCCCACAUGGGCGUCAUCUUCCUCACCAACGAGGGCUACUCGACCAUGUGCGGCCACGCGACCAUCGCCCUAGCCCGCUUCCUACUGGACACUCACGACAAGAAAAUCUUUCCCAAACGUGACGACAUCAGGCUCAAUAGAAAGAAGCAAGACGCUGAACUAGUCCUCCACGCGCCAUGUGGUCUUGUGAAAGUCAUAGUUCCUACCACGGAAGAUGGCUCCCAGUCUCAUCCUUCCCACGCUUCGUACCAUUUAUCAGUCCCCUCGUUUGCGACAGGCAUAGACGUCCGAAUCGAGAUCCCGGAAGAAUACAGAUGGCCUGAAUUGCUCUCCAAAAAUCAAAACCAUGUCAUCGCGGAUUUCAGCUAUGGUGGGGCAUUCUACUGUCUAAUUUCAACCGACGAACUAGGCUUUCCAGGUCGAUUAGAACGUGGCAAAGUCAACCUAUCCGCGAUGGAUUUCGCAACGAAGAACUUGAAAGCUGCCAUAAACCAAGAUCCGAAACUCAAGUAUUUAUUCACUCAUCCAGAACACGAGGAUCUAGGUUUUCUAUAUUCCGUCAUUAUCGUAGACCAAGACUUCGAGAUUCCGAGGCGAAUUGACGAGACAACGAGAGCAGAAACCGGUCUCUGCUUUUUUGCCAAUCAACAAAUCGAUCGCUCGCCUACCGGAAGUGGAGUCGCAGCCCGCGUCGCGCUGGCGUAUGCCAAAGACCUUGAAUCCAAAGACGAAUCCGUGGCAUAUCACUCCAUGGUCUCUCGAUGCUGGGGUGGAAGGGGAGGAUUCGUAGGCAGUUUUUGGGAAGAAGUCGGCAAAACAGAACACAACUAUCCAAUCAUACAAGUCCAAAUCGAAGGACGAGCAUCGUAUACCGGAACCUCGACGUUCAUAGUUGAAGAAAGCGAUCCGUUGGGUGAUGACGGGUUUAUUUUUGAGAAUUUAUGUUGAGAGAAAGGAUCAAAGAUGAAACUCGGCCUUUUCUUGGUGGAACACAAGUAGCAGAGGCAGCACCUUCCACCGACGCAUUUUUUAACUGACACCGAUAAAAACUCCUUUCCCUUCAAGCCCCUCAACGAUAUUUAUUUCUAAGAGCAAAAUAAUAAUAAAAAAAAAGAAUAUCCCGUUAAAGCGGAAUCAGUCACCACGAAGAGCGCCGAUGAGACAGUAUCAAAUAUAUAUA